This is a messenger RNA of Stegostoma tigrinum, 5057 nucleotides long. It is a transcript of the gene lrrc75bb, whose product is annotated as leucine rich repeat containing 75Bb. NCBI's taxonomy places the organism in Eukaryota, Metazoa, Chordata, Chondrichthyes, Orectolobiformes, Stegostomatidae. The transcript has 4 exons. The record is from RefSeq and is a predicted model, not a curated record. The coding region runs from base 197 to 1279 and encodes 360 amino acids.
AAUAGAGACUCCACCUCAGUAAGGAGAGAGUCUGCACAGGAGCAGUGAGAUACAGGGGGAGGCUCUGGGAAGGUGUUGCUGUUGGACCCUGGGACCGGGCUGACUUUAACACGGGCAUGACAGAAGCGUGCGGCAGCUCUGAAAUCCACAGGCUGGGCUUAUCCUGCGUUUUCCCAACGCCGUCGCCAGUGGGAAAAUGGGCUCGAAAUUAACGCGAGGAGGAGGAAGAAGCGGUGCUGGCGGCGGUCUGGGUCCGCAGGACGAGCGCCCCAGGUCGGCAUCGCUGCAGGAAUUCCGCUCGGAGCUGGCUGCGGGCACAGGGCGGCGGGCGGAGCUGGCGGUCCCCUCGCUCAUCCUCAAACCUGAGAGGCUGCUGCCUCAGAAAGCGGCACCGGCUCCGUACGUUCGCAGGGUCGGAUGGAUCAGGGAAAUCCAGGCGCUGCUCCGGGAACAGAGAGCCGAGCAGGCGGCCGGGCUGGUCAGACUGCUCCGCAAGGAUCUGGGCCUGGAAGGCUCCUCGCUGAAUGAUGUUCUCUAUAAACACACAGCCUUCCCGAACCUGGUGGAUCCUAUAUCCCAUGACUUGUUAAUGAGCCUGGCCCGUGACAUCCAGUGCCCGAAGAAGGAACUGGAACCCCUGAAAUCCUCUGAGAAGCUUUGUCGACAGCUCAUCUACCAUCUGACCCCACACUCUAAGUGGCACAGGCAGACUGUGCCCAGGCAGAAGUCACAAGCCUGUGUAAAAGCUGCAUUGCAGAAAAAUCUCACCAAUGACUCCCUGGAUCUAUCAGGAAUGCCACUUUCUUCCAGGGACAUUCACCGUGUGGCAUACUACUUGCAGCUGAACAGAGACCAUCUGACGUCCAUCGAUUUGAGCUUCACUGAGUUGGCAGAUGAUGGCCUGCAGCUUCUGUUGCCCUUGCUGGCAGCACUUCCGAAACUAACCAACCUGGCGCUGAAUGGGAACAGACUGACCCGGCUCGUUGUCAAUGAAAUGACUGAGAUGAUGAAGGAGCCAAACAAGUAUCCGGCACUGUCCUGGAUUGACCUGGGGAACAACGCAGACAUCUGCUCCAUGCCCCAGCCUCUCCUGGUGGGGCUACGUCGGCGCUGCAGCCUGCAGGGGGCACUGCCCACCAUCCAGGAGUACAUAGAAGGACAGCCCAGUGACCAAGAGAUGGAGGCAGAGGAUGUGAUCACCCACUCAGAGGAGGAUGAAGAUGGUCACUGGCCCACGGUGCAGAGGGAAACUGGUCCACAGGGCUACUGUCAGAGGUGAUUUUGUGUCAGUGAGAGGUUUAAGUUUGUGUCCAGUAAACACAGGUUCUAAAAUGAGUUUGGGCUUCAGCCAGUUGUUAUACCCUGAGGCCAAAUGCAUUGCCAUUUAUUUGAAAGCCUAUUCCGUCAAAGUAUGUUUAUAAAUUCCGUAAAUUGUCCAAGAGUGAAUUUUAUAUCUCAUGAACUUCAGCUUGGGUACGAUUGGACAGUGAAGCUGAUGAAACUUCUUCCUACAUUGGCUGGUCACAUCAACUCCUUUAAGAAAAGAAACAGAUAUUGACUUUUGCACAAAAAUCUUACAGGCUCUCAGAAAGGAAGAUGUAAUGUCAAUGUGGCCUGGUACAUCACAACAAGAAUUUAAACAGCAAGCCACUUAUCAACUGUCCAAUGUGUUUGUGUUUUGGUCAUUACAAUAAUAAUGACGUUGAAUAUUAACUGAAUGUGUUGUGUCGUGUAGACCUAUCACAUGGCUGGAGAAACAUCUCCCAUGUAGAAUUUUCAAGCACUGUAGAAUUCACAAAGAUUCACUGUGAAAUGAAAAAAAAACCAUCAGAUGUGAAUCUGUCGUGUGCGCGUUGUGUCUGCGUGUCUGUGUAAUUAUGCGUGCACGUGUUGUGUGUGCAUGUGUAUUGCAUGUGUGGGUGUAUUUAUCUUUCGCCUUCCCUUUAUCUUGCUCCUGUUUAAAUGUUAUAUGUUGGUAAUAACUUCCAAAUUCUAGUGAGGAGUCUGAUGUCUUAAAUGCCUUGAUCACUGUACAGAGAUUGAAUCUUUCCAGACAUUUCUUUUUCUCGUUUCAGAUUUCCAGCAACUGCAGCCAGUUAGUUUUUCCAUACAUGUAGACUGACUUGUGUGUUUUGCCAACUGUACACUGUAAUACACAUAUCCAUAAUGUUCACUUCAGUUAUAAAGACAAACAGCUCUGUAACAUGCCCCCCAGUUGCUCACAUGUAGGCAGCUAAGAUUCAACCUCACAAACAUCUCUCCAAAUUACCUUGGGCAAUAGCCCGUUCAUUUGUUUUACCAUUUUCAAGUUUGGCUUAGUUCUGCAAUUCAUUUUGUUUUAAGAAUCAUAGAAUCCCUACAGCGUAGAUAGAAGCCAUUUGGCCCACUGAAUCUUCACUAACCUUCUGAAGAACAUCCCGCUCAGACCCAGCAGUUCCCCCCAUCAACCCCCACCCCCCGAGACCCAACCUAUCACCGUAACCUCUCAUUCUCUUUUUUACCUUGGCCAAUAUAUGUAACCUGCAUAUCUUUGGACUUUGAGAGGAAACUGGAGGCCCUGUAGGAAUCCCAUGAAGACAGGCAGACAACAAGCAAACUCCAUACAUACAGUCACACUCAUACACCAUGGAAACAGACCCAACAGUCCAAUCAAUCCACGGCGACCAUAAUCCCAAACUAAAGUAGUCCCACCUGCCUGUGCUUGGCCCACGUGGCUCUAAGCAUUUCUUAUUCAUGUACUUAUCUAAAUGUCUUUUAAAUGUUGUAACUGUACCUGCCAUCCACCACUUCCUCCAGAAGUUCAUUCCACAUUCGAACCAUUCUGUAUUUAAAAAAAAUUAUCCACCACAUCUUUUUUUAAAUCUUUCUCUUCUUACCCUAAAAAUGUGCCCCCUAGUUUUGAACUCCCCUACCCUGGGGAAAAAGACACCUGCUUUUCACCUUAUCUAUAACCCUCAUGAUUUUAUAAACCUUUAUACAGUCGCCCCUCAACAUCCUAUGCUCCAGUGUAAAAAGUCCCAGCCUAUCCUGUUUCUCCCUAUAAUUGAAACUUGGCAAAUCUUUACAUUUGGACCUGGGAUCCUGGUGCUGUCAGGCAGCAAUGCUAACCAUUGAGCCACCAUGUCACCCCUAAACUGUUUCAGUUUGUAAGUUCGGGGGUCAACUCCACCAGCCUUUGGAGCAAUAAGAUUGUUGCUAAACUAUGGCCUAACUCCAAAACCUGCCUUGGGCCUAUAUCCCUUGAUUCCAUUUCUUAAUUUAAAAAAAACUAUCUCAGAUUAACAUUUAACAGUUGAACCGGCAUUGACUGUCAUUUGAGGAAGAGAUUUCUAAAAUCUUCACUACUGUUUGCAUGUCGAGUGCUUUCUAACAUCUCUCCUGAAUAACCUGACGCUAAUUCUUAGACUAUCCCCUGGUUCUAAGAUCUUCAACCAGUGGAACAUAGUUUAUCUACCUGUCUUUCCCAGUUAAUAUCCUGAAGACCUUAGUUAGAUCACCCUUAACCUUCUAAAUUCUGGAGAAUAAAGGCCUCGUUUUGGCUCAUCUCUCCUCCUAAUAACCCCUGAAGUCUAGGUAUCAUCCUUUAAAACCUGUGUUGAACACCCUCCAGGGUCAAAACAUCUUUCCUAAGAUGUGGUGCCCAGAUCUGAUCACAGUACUCCAAGUGGGGUUUAACUAUGGUUUUGUAAUAACUGCAGCAUAAUGUCUGCAUCCUUAUAUUUCAGCUCUUUAGAUAUGAAGGCCAGCAUUCCAUUAGUCUUCUUGACUAUUUUCUAUUUGUGGCAUCUUAAAGAGCUGUGCACCUGAACCCCUAAUCUCAUUGGACAUCCAUUCUAUUUAACUUUGUGCCUUCUUAAAAAAAUACCCUGACCGAUGCUUUUUCAGUUCUAAAUGGAUAACCUCACGGUUGCUUAUAUUAAAAUCCAUCUGCUACAGCUUUGCCAAUUCACCUGAUCUACCAAUAUCUUGUUGUAAUUUUAUGCUGUUGUCAUCAGUCUUUACAAUGUUGCCCAAUUUUGUGUCAUCAGCAAAUUUGGAUAUUUGGCUUUAUAUGUCAUUAUCCAAGUCAUUAAUGAAUAUUGUGAAUAAAUGAGACCCCAACACAUUCUUGUGGGACAUCACCAGGCAUGUUCAGCCAGUUUGUGUACUUACCCAUUAUUCCAACUCUCUAUUUCCUGUCACUCAAUCAAUUUCCUAUCCAUUGUCUGCAAUUUGCCCUCAAUGCUGUGGGCUUCCACCUUAGUUAACAGUUCCCUGUGUGGAAAUUUAUCAAAAGCCUUCUGGAAGUCCAUAUAAACAACAUUCAUUGACUUACGUCUGUCCACUACCUUUGACACCUCUUCAAAACCUUCUUCUUAGUAUCCUAGAAUCCCUACAGUGUGGAAACAAGCCCUUCAGUUCAACAAGUCCACACUGACCCUGGUAGCAUCCUACCCAGACCUAUACCCCUAUAACCCACCUCAACUACACAUCUUUUGACUGUGGGAGAAAACUGGAGCACCUGGAGGAAACCCACACAGACACAGGGAGAAUGUGCAAACUCCACACAGAUAGUCGCCCAAGGCUGGAAUCAAACCUGGGUCCCUGGUGCUGUGAGGUGACAGUGCUAACCACUGAUCCACUGCGACUUGAUGAGGUUUGUCAGGCAUGAUCCACCCUUCAUGAAUCCACACUGAGUCUCCCUAGCUAACUGAAAUUUUUCGAGGUGAUCAGUUACCCUGUCCUUUAUUACAGACUCAAACAAUAUCCCCACCAUCAGAUCUUUCCGAUGUUACUAGCAUUUUCAGGAGGAUUAUCUCGCUGUCAUUGCUUGCUGCACCACUGGUCAUCCAUUUUCAGCCUAGUGCCACUCUUAUGCACAUUGCCAUGUCAGUGAGAUCUUUGGGUAUACUAUAAAGCAAACUUUACCACAGAUCAACUAAAGAGAGAGAUCAUUUCAUGCUGUAAUAUUACUUGGACCCUUUUGGGAACUUGGCCUGGUAUAAGCAGAUCUAGUGAUACAAUAAUAUCAUGUGUAAUUGUGUUUGUACGUCCUUCAAUAAAUGAUUUGGAUAUGA